AUGUUGUUCCUGAUGCACCAAGAAGCACUAGAAGAUUUUAUAGUCUGGAAAGUGAAAAUUGUUUCACAGAGUAUGAAAGAGAGAAUAUUUUUGAUCGAAUAUUGGGAUCUAACUUUGGCCCAAGAACAAGAAAUAUUUAGCCGAGUUCAACUUGGCAUGCCAUUAACUAAUGCAGAAAAACUUGCGUCAAUCAGCAGUCCAACCGUCGACUUUGCUCAAAGUCUAUAUUCCACUUAUAAUUCAAUUUCACAAAUUAUUGAAACGAAACGUGGAAAACCUCUCGAGCUUAUAACCCAAACCCUCUAUAUGAUCGAGCAUGAACCAGAGAAACAAGUCUUCACUCAUAAUAACCUCACAAAAUAUCUUAAGGAUGACCGUGAGGUGCCAAUUCGUUUGAAACAAACCGCAAAGACCGUCUUUGAAACUCUUGACACGUUAAUCGAGGAAAAUGUCGUAAUGUUUAACGAAAAUCACAAAUUCGCUCCAAUUGAAUUUGUGUUCUUCUGUCUGAUCAUCGCUAAAUUUCCAAGGUUGGAGAUUUGGCAAUACCAAAUGUACCUACAACAAAUGAAAGAACACGUAAAAACCUACCACACCGACAUUAGGUUCAACGCUAAGGUCUAUGCCACUUUAAGGGAAUAUGUUGUGGAUUUAGAGCCUGACGAAUUGGUGGGGGAUUACGGAUUGGGAAAAAGAUCCAAAUGUGGAUUUAUGGCCGUGGAAUCUUCAAAAAGGAUUAAGACGGAAAGUUAA
This is a messenger RNA of Acaulospora colombiana, 753 nucleotides long. The record is from the annotation of a GenBank genome assembly. Lineage: Eukaryota; Fungi; Glomeromycota; Glomeromycetes; Diversisporales; Acaulosporaceae.